AUGUCUGAAUACGAGUUGAAAGUGGCCACUCGUGGCAACCAGGCGGCAACUCUGCCUGCGGUUCUCAUCGUCACCUCCAUCAAUGAGGCCCGUCCCACCCCCGUGAUCAACAUCACAUAUGAGGACACUGCUCUUCUCCAGGAUGGCGACAAGGCCAUCGUGCAGCUCACUAGUGGUUCCAACUCUGUCUUUGGUACUGCCAAUGUCAUCCAGGAACUUACUAAGCACUUCCCUUUCCUGACUGGCAAAGAUUCCAAGGUGGAGACUGAGUGGAUCUCUCAAUUGGAUUCCCUGACCAUCCUGGAUUUCAAGGCCCUCGAUCCCGUGCUUCAGCGCCUUGAUACUCACCUCCUCAUGCGCUCGUUCGUGGUCGGAUACUCUCUGUCGACCCCCGACAUUGCCCUUUGGGGUGCUAUCCGAGGCAAUCGUGUCGCCACUGCGGCCGUGAAGAAGGGAUCCCUUGUGAACCUUACCCGCUGGUUUAGGUUCAUUGAGGAGCUUUGCCCCUGGGCUCCCGCCGCUGUGGAAUCCAUGAACGCAGUUGCUAAGGAGAAGAAGGUGGCCAAGUCUAAGGAGGGCGCCAGUUACGACAUUGCGCUCAAGAACACCGAGAACGGUGUCGUUACCCGAUUCCCUCCCGAGCCUUCUGGAUACCUCCACAUUGGUCACGCCAAGGCCGCUCUUCUCAACGACUAUUUUGCGCAUGAGAAGUACAACGGUACUAUGCUUCUGAGAUUCGACGACACCAACCCCUCGAACGAGAAGCAAGAGUUCGAGGAUGCCAUCGUGGAGGACCUUGCGCUCAUGGGCAUCAAGCCUAACAAGUUGACUUACACUAGUGACUACUUCGACGAGUUGUACGCCUACUGUAUCCAGAUCAUCAAACAGGGCGACGCCUACGCAGAUGAUACCGAUAAAGAAACCAUGGCUGCCCAGAGAUGGGACGGAUUGCCUAGCAAGCGUCGGGAUCUUUCCCCCGAGGAAAGCUUGGCGCAUCUUGAGGAUAUGAAGAACAGCACCCCAGAGGGUCUUCGUUGGUGCAUCCGUGCUAAGAUCUCCUACGACUGCCCCAAUAAGGCCAUGCGUGAUCCGGUCAUCUACCGAUGCAACCCAACACCUCACCACCGCACCGGCAGUAAAUGGAAGAUCUACCCGACUUACGACUUUGCCUGCCCUAUCGUUGAUUCGAUGGAGGGUGUCACCCACGCUCUGCGUACUAUCGAGUACCGCGAUCGUAACCCCCAGUACCAGUGGAUGCUGGAUACUAUGAAGCUGCGCAACGUGCAGGUGUGGGAUUUCGCCCGCAUGAACUUCGUCCGCACCCUCCUCUCUAAGCGUAAGCUCACCAAGCUGGUCGAGACUGGUCUCGUUUGGGGCUGGGAUGAUCCCCGCUUCCCCACCAUUCGCGGUAUCCGUCGCCGCGGUAUGACCAUUCCUGCUCUCCGGGAAUUCAUCCUUAAGCAGGGCCCCUCCAAGGCUGUGACCAACUUCGACUGGGGUCUUAUCUGGGCUACCAACAAGAAAUACAUUGAUCCUAUUGCCCCACGCCACACCGCGAUCUUCACCAAGAACGUUGUGAAGACCACUGUGAUUGGUGGCCCUGCUACCCCUUACAGCGAGCAAAAGCCUAAGCACAUUAAGAACGCCGCCGUCGGUAUGAAGAAGGUUGUCUACAGCAGCUCGAUCAUUCUCGAGCAGGAGGAUGUCAAGCUCUUCAAGCCGGACGAGGAGAUCACUCUUAUGAACUGGGGCAAUGCCAUCGUGCGCAAGAUCACAACGAACCCCGAGACCGGCAUCAUUACCGAUCUUGAGCUCGAGCUGCACAUGGCUGGCGAUGUCAAGAAGACCGAGAAGAAGGUGACUUGGCUUGCUACCGAGGGACAGGACCUAGUUCCUGUCGAGUUGGUCGACUUUGACCACUUGUUGACCAAGGAUUCUCUCGGUGAGGAUGACGUCCUGGAGGACUUCCUCAACCUGCACACCGAGUUCCGUGAGGCGGGUCUGGCCGACUGCAACGUCGCUGAUCUCAAGGAGAGCGAUAUCAUUCAGUUCGACCGUAAGGGCUACUACCGCGUGGACCGUGCUUACUCCCCUGGUAAGCCUGCAGUCUUCUUCAAUAUUCCUUCCGGCAAGACCAAAUAG
Messenger RNA from Penicillium roqueforti, 2142 nucleotides. Its product is annotated as glutamate--tRNA ligase GUS1. Gene Ontology annotation, cellular component: cytosol; cytoplasm; methionyl glutamyl tRNA synthetase complex. Bases 1 to 2142 code for a protein of 713 amino acids. The transcript is spliced from 4 exons. Gene Ontology annotation, biological process: translation; glutamyl-tRNA aminoacylation. The record is from RefSeq and is a predicted model, not a curated record. Gene Ontology annotation, molecular function: ATP binding; glutamate-tRNA ligase activity. NCBI's taxonomy places the organism in Eukaryota, Fungi, Ascomycota, Eurotiomycetes, Eurotiales, Aspergillaceae.